This is a messenger RNA of Puccinia graminis f. sp. tritici CRL 75-36-700-3, 816 nucleotides long. RefSeq lists its product as uncharacterized. The record is from RefSeq and is a predicted model, not a curated record. The transcript has 3 exons. Lineage: Eukaryota; Fungi; Basidiomycota; Pucciniomycetes; Pucciniales; Pucciniaceae. Bases 1 to 816 code for a protein of 271 amino acids.
AUGCAGCCCCACACAUACCAAAAACAUGCUGGACCUGGCACACGCUUCAUCCCACCCAACCUGUCGAACCAAUCCCACUAUCAACCACACGUUGGCAGUCUUGCACCCGCAGGCGCACAUGUCCCAUCGGAAUACUUGGCCCCCGCGGCUGGCCCUCAGUUCAACAUAGCUAACCCACAGCCCAGCCCUGCUGGUGCCCCAAGCGUCCCAGUCAGCACCAAUGGAGCCCAAGGAGCCGGCCGACACCCAGAUCUUUCUACCCCCCAAUUAUCAACUCAAGUGGAGGUGAUGUCUGGUGGGCAUAGGACCAACCCAAGCCCCACACAUGGGCAACUAGGUCUAAUUGGCCGCAGUGAAACUGGUGGGAUUGGGCCGGUCCGAACCACACCCCAAACCAGCCACCUCAAUCAUUCUCCCUACAGGUACGAAGCCCGGUCAUCCGCUGGUGACUCAGCCAGCAGUUUUAGUCAAAGAUCAAGCUUAUCGGACUUGUCAAACGACUUGAUCCGGCCGGAAACACUCACUUACAUCCGUGAGAAUUACCAACAACUGCAAGAGAGCCUUGACAAUCACAAGGAGUUCACUCGAAUUGGUCAACCACUCUUCAUGAUUCCGGAGCAAGAGCGGUGGGCAGCAGCCAUUGCAUUGAUAUUGCAUCGUGACCGUGUCAACAUAUCAAUCCCAGCGGCCACCCCAGGAAUGGAGACAACCCAAGACACCCCCAACCUCAAGAGCCUAGUGAGCACCAACAUCCGAGUCAUAUUGCUUGAUCCCAAACUCGACAUCUAUGGACAGCGAGUGUCAGCCUCUGGGUAA